Molecule: messenger RNA, 1788 nt
Organism: Ctenocephalides felis (cat flea)
Lineage: Eukaryota; Metazoa; Arthropoda; Insecta; Siphonaptera; Pulicidae
Product: equilibrative nucleoside transporter 4-like
Exons: 10
Coding region: 1-1788 (595 amino acids)
Biological process (GO): nucleoside transmembrane transport
Cellular component (GO): plasma membrane
Molecular function (GO): monoamine transmembrane transporter activity; nucleoside transmembrane transporter activity
Source: RefSeq, a predicted model, not a curated record
AUGGGUUCUGUGAAUGGCGACGCCGACAGUUUAAAUACGGCAUAUGUCCAACUGAAAACUCAUAGAAGGAAGCACAAUAAUAGUGGACAAAAUUGCUUUCGAGAUGCAAAUAUUACACCGCCAGUUGAUAAGCACAAUGGCAUAUACUUCGCAUUGGUCUUGGCGGGUGUUGGGUUUUUAUUGCCCUAUAAUAGUUUUAUUAUGGCGGCUGAUUAUUUUUCUGCUCGAUAUCCGGACAGUACAGUAGUUUUUGAUAUGUCAAUAGUGUAUAUAGUUGUAGCAUUUUGUGCGGUGCUAGUUAACAAUAUUUUAGUGGAAACGUGCUCUCUCAAUACGAGGAUUACUUUCGGGUACAUCCUCUCACUGCUGACAUUGUUAUUUGUGGCAUUUUGUGAGAUCGGUUGGGAAGUCUUCAGCGAAUCAAUGUCAUAUGCUGUCAAUCUAUCAGCAGUGGCAAUUGUUGCAGUGGGUUGCACAGUGCAACAAAGUAGUCUUUAUGGAUUCACCAGCAUGCUACCCAGUCGCUAUACACAGGCAGUCAUGGCUGGUGAAAGUGCAGCAGGAUUUUGGGUGUCGCUGAACAGAAUUUUCACUAAGCUGCUGUUGUCAGAUGAACGUCAAAAUACAAUAAUAUUCUUUCUUCUUUCUAUAAUGUUAGUUGGCAUCAGUUGCUUAUUAUAUCAAGUGAUAAAAGACACGGCUUUUGUUAAUUUUUAUAUAAGUCUAUGUCAAGAGAGAUCAAGAAUCGUUUUGGAGCCGAAUGAGGACAUGGGACUGAUGGAAAACGGCGAUCAAGAUCACAUACGUUAUGGAGUCCUAAAAAUCCAAACAAGCCCUCCACCAGUAUCGACAGCUGCUGGUACUACUAAUAAAUAUACAUCCUUUAGUUUUUCUAAUCCAGUGUAUGAUCUUAGCAAUAAUGCUUAUGACCUUAGUGCGGUAGGUGCUACUACAAAUGAUGGAAGAUCGCCGACUGGUUUUGAAACGCGCAGAAGUAAUACUAAGGCUUUCAAGGUAGAAGACGUAGUGAUACGUGGGGCGUCCAGAUGUGGCGGCAUCAAACGUGCAAUAAGUAUAAGAUGGCGAGUAGCCGGCUGCGUUUAUCCUUAUAUGGUGACAAUAUCAUUAGCAUAUUUUGUCACUUUAUGCUUAUAUCCAGGAAUAGAAACUGAAAUAGUUAGUUGCCGAUUGGGAUCGUGGAUGCCUGUAAUGCUAAUGACUGUAUUUAAUCUAUCGGAUCUAAUAGGAAAGAUUUUGGCAUCUAUCCCUUACGAGUGGUCGAGGCGGCAACUGAUUAUGGUAUCAGCUUUACGAAUGCUUUUAGUGCCACUGUUUAUACUGUGCGCAUCCCCAAGAGCGCAUCCUAUACUAGCCGCGGAAGAGUACUCUUUAAUACUCUCGUCGUUAUUAGGAAUCACUAAUGGCAUGGUAGGAUCUGUUCCAAUGAUACAGGCGCCACAAAGAGUUCCUCAAGAGUUCAGGGAAAUCACAGGUAACAUCAUGACGCUGUCCUACAACAUAGGUUUAACCGGUGGUUCGCUGGUCGCUUAUCUACUUCACUCCCUGCUGGGUCCUCAAUUGACCAACCCGUGCCCGGUGAUACCGCCUUUUAAGCCCACGGAUGCCCCCCAAAUUAACAUCACCACGACUGCAUUUUCAACUUUGAUGUCAAUUUUAUUCGUACCAACGUCUACUCUGGCGACAACCGAAUUUUCUACAACAACAGUAAGCGCUACAACAGCUUUGAUCAAUGCGACUCUCUUUGAUGCUGACACAAAUUUUACCUGA